CAGACUGAAACAGGACUGAAACCGUUGUACCGUUAGCGGACAGAAACAUUUAGCUGGAUUUAAACAGCUGGAUUGGACUGCGAUGGAUGUUCCCCAAAAGUGACAGCAUGAAAAAACUUUCUGUGGAGCUCCUAAAUACUCUCAAGAACUUGAAGCAGGAUGACUUUGAACAAUUUAAAUGGUUUCUGAAACAGGACAACAUCUUGGAAGGUCAAAAAGGCAUCGAUGAAGAUGAGCUGGAGGGGGCAGAAAGAUGGGAUACGGUUGAUCUGAUGCUACGCCGAUACAAAGGCCCUGGAGCUAAGCAGCUGGCAAUCAAUAUUUUACAGGCGAUUGGCCAGAACAACCUGGUGGAUCAGUUAAACAGAUUCUGUGAAGAACAACAAGAUCUCAACCCUCAGCAUCUACGUUUUGUGGCAGAAGGCAUUGGAGAAAAGGAAGCUGAGUUGGAAAAACUUCGUGAGUUUGCCGUGGACGUAGCCUUGGAUCCGGAUACGGCGCAUCGCGAUCUUGUCCUCUCCAGUGAUGGAAAACAAGUUUAUGACACUAAUGUGACCAAAGAUCUCCCAAUGACCUCCCAGAGAUUUGACACACGUGCCAGUGUAGUUAGUAAGGAGACAUUUUCCUCAGGAAAGUUCUACAUUGAGGUUCAGGUUGAAGGGAAGACUGAUUGGUCUGUUGGGGUGGCCUACGAAUCCAUCAACCGGAAAGGGAAAAUCUCCCUCAGCACCGACAAUGGCUUCUGGACCAUAUGGUUAAGAGACAAGGUUUAUGAAGCUUUGGCAAAGCCUGCAGUCGUACUCCCUCUGAAGUCCCGUCUUCAGAAGGUGGGAAUCUUUGUGGAUUAUGACAAGGGUCUGGUCUCCUUCUAUAAUGUAGAUACAGCAGAUCUGAUCUAUUCAUACAAAAAAUGCAGCUUCAAAAAGAAACUCCUGCUAUAUAUUAAUACAAGUAGUAACAAAAAUGGUAGAAACUCUGCACCGAUGAUUAUCACUCCUGUAGUUGACAAGAUAAACAAAGCAACACUGAGGAGCAUCAAGGAGUUUGCAGUUGAGGUGACUUUGGAUCCAGAUACAGCACAUCCUGAACUAGUUCUAUCCGACCAUGGGAAACGGGUCCAUCACGUAGAUGUGAGGAAAGAUGUUCCAGACAACCCAAAGAGAUUCAGUGACCAUGUCAGUGUUUUAGGAAAACAAAGUUUCUUCCAUCAUAGAUUCUACUUCGAGGUCCAGGUUAAAGGGAAGACCGACUGGACUGUAGGAGUCGUCACUGAGUCGAUUGAAAGGAAGGGAGAACACACACUGCAACCAGAAAGUGGUUUCUGGACAAUUUGUCUAAGGAACGGGGAAGAAUACGAGGCAUUUGAUAAACCAAUAGUCCGUUUAACUCGAAGAUUAAAUCCAGAGAGAGUGGGAGUAUUUGUUGAUUAUGAUGGAGGUCUGGUCUCCUUUUAUAACGUAGAUACUGCUGAUCUUCUCUACUCCUUUACUGGUUGCUGCUUCGCUGAGAGACUUGUGCCUUUCUUUAGUCCCUGCACUAAUAUUGGAGGUACAAACUCUGCUCCUCUGAUUAUGGUAAAUGGUAAAUGGACUGAACUUGUAUAGAGCUUUUCAUUUUGACCACUCAGAGCUUUUUACACUAGUCACAGUCACCCAUUCGCACUCACAAACGCUCACAUUUAUACACCGAUACGCAGAUCAGUAGGUUAAGUGCCUUGCCCAGCGGCACAACAACAUGUGGUAGGAGGAAGGAAUCCUGGGAACAUCACCAGUCCAUCUCAGAGACACACAGGACAAUCAACAAUGCCCAUACAGUCUCAGACCUGAGGUAGACUGAGGGUACAUUCACAUCAACCUUGGUUAAACCACUUUAAAACAGAAAGUCCAGUUCAGUGUGAAUGCGUAAUCAAAAUCUGACGUGGACCAAAAAAGCAAACUCUGCUUCGCCUACAAACCUAGGUCUUGGAUCGGUUGAAGUAGAAUCUGGCAUGGUUCGAAUGGAUAUGUGAACACCAAGCGGACCAGAGACCACAAGGCAGAGAGCAAACUACAGCAUUCUGGGUAAAUACAACCACAACAAAAACACGUCUACUUCUAGGAGAAAUGGCUUGUGGUUUUUUAC
Poecilia reticulata (guppy) is the source of this 2121-nucleotide messenger RNA. RefSeq lists its product as uncharacterized. Gene Ontology annotation, molecular function: protein binding. NCBI's taxonomy places the organism in Eukaryota, Metazoa, Chordata, Actinopteri, Cyprinodontiformes, Poeciliidae. The record is from RefSeq and is a predicted model, not a curated record.